AUGCUGAGGCAGCUAUUGAGAAGUAAGCCUCUUUUCUCAAGUAUUUUGAGAACAACCUAUUUCUGGAGGUGUCCAUGUACCAAGGAUGCUCAGAUAUUGACAAGAAGAACAUUUUGUAACAAAGCAGAGGCCACAAAGAAGGUUAUUCCAGGCCGUAGCACAUUCAGAAAUGACAGAAGACCUACAGCAUUUGAUAAAAAGAUUUUAUUAUGGGCAAGACGGUUUAAAAAAGAGGAGGAUAUUCCAGCUCUAGUAUCAUCUGAGGUCAUCAAAGCUGCUAGGAGCAGAUUGAGGAUCAAAAUUUGCUACAUCACAAUGGCACUGACUCUGUUAGGCUGCUUGGUCAUGAUCAUCUCUGGCAAGCAAGCUGCUAGAAGAGAUGACACGCUGCUGAGGAUGAAUACCCAGAAGAAGGCCAUGUGGAGGGCUGAAGCAGAGACAGAACGGGAGGCAGCUGCAAUGAAAGCUCAGUGAUCAAGAUGGGAUUUAUUUUAGCAGCAGGUGAUAAGUGAUUUAUACAUGUGGCAUAUGCACAUCUGUUCCCGUUAACUCUUUGGAGCUUCUUGUCACAGCAAAGAUUUCCUAUAGAAAACUGUUUACUUACGAAUUUUGAAACCCUAGUGGAAAUUCCAGCAGACUCAGUUAGAAGUCUUCUACUGAUCUUUGAGCUUUUGUGUACACCUCAGUUGGAGAGUCAGAAAUCAGUAAAUCGGCUUUUUUUCAAGCCAACAUUGGCCAGCUUGGAAUCAGCUGAAAAAAGAGGACCAGGGUGGUUCAGUGGGUUGGGUGCUAGCCUGGGACUCUGGAGACCCAGCUUCAGCUCCUUGCUUUGCUACUGCCUCCUUGCAUGACCUCAGUCAGUCACUUACUCUCUUUAUGCCUUAGUGCCUCAUCUAUGAAAUGGAAGUAAUAGCAUUUGACUACCUCACUGGG
Chelonoidis abingdonii (Abingdon island giant tortoise) is the source of this 933-nucleotide messenger RNA. RefSeq names its product protein FAM162B-like. NCBI's taxonomy places the organism in Eukaryota, Metazoa, Chordata, Testudines, Testudinidae. Gene Ontology annotation, cellular component: mitochondrion. The record is from RefSeq and is a predicted model, not a curated record. Gene Ontology annotation, biological process: cellular response to hypoxia; neuron apoptotic process; positive regulation of release of cytochrome c from mitochondria.